UCUCCUGCUUUUCUUUCUCCGAGCGGCGCUCGCGGCGAGACGAAGAGAGAAACGGCGGAGCACGCCGCCGCCGCCGCCGGCUGGCCUCCUCUCUCUCCUUCCCGACCACGCGCACUAGACUUUCUCUCCCCUGCGUGGCCUCGGCCGGCGAGCAGGUUUGGAGGAGGGCGACAACCUCGGUUCGAGUCGGAUUGGAAGAACUGUAACACAAGUUCUACUAGAGAAGAUAUACACCCCCUUUUGUUGUGCUCUGUUUUGGUAUGGAGGAAGAUUCUGGUAGAUCCACAUCGACAACUGGUUUUCUUAGAAGAGGCUCUAGUGCCUCCUUAAAAAAUCAAGGCAACGAGGAGAAGGAGAGGCCAAACAAAACAAAGCUCAAUCCAAUGAAAGAUAGGUGGGCUGACAAUAAGGAGAAGCCAAGAUAUUUACGUGAGCCAUUUCGUUCAUCAGGCAAUAAGGCUGCAUGUCCAAGCUCUUCAAAAACUCCUAUCAGGAAAUAUUACGAGGAAAAGCAAGGGCGUCCGUUCUUGGCACAGGCAGACAAUGCGGAAAGCAGUAGCAGAAGAACCGAGGCCAACCGUUUGCAGUGUAGCAAGAAAGCUGUUGUUGAGGAGGAUGCACAUCCAUAUGGUCAGCAGGCUGAGCCAGAAGAUUUAUUGUCCACAUCUACUACUGAAGAUCAGCCUGCAGAAUUUGGUGCUGAUCUAUUAGAUUCUUCUGUUUCUUCAGAGAUGUCUUCACACGCAUUUGGUUCUGUAGUCAGAAAUACUGCAUUGAGAUCCAAAUCACGUCAGCAGAAGGAUAAAGAAGAAUUGCCUCAGAUUAGACCACAAACUGCUUCUCCUUUUGUUAAUCGGUCUACGAUACCUAGAAAUUCUACCAAUGGUGUGAAAUCACCAAAUGCUUCUGGUUCUGGGGUACAGAGACGGACUCUAAAAAACCUUGGCUGCACAUCAAUAUCUGAUGUUUUGCCUUCUGGCUGUUCUUCAUCUAAUUCUGUUCAUAAUAAGAGGGCUGAGGUUAUGAGAAACAAGGCAUUUGAUGGAGAGAGUUCUUCUAGACCAAGGGGCUUAAAUGGACACUCUAGUUUAGGCCAUUCACCUGCCAUGUAUUCUGGCAUCACUGGUCCUAGAAUCAGAGCUGCUGAACAAUCAGCUUCUCAACAAACAAGGACAAGUAGCAGAAUUGUUCAGGAGCCUGCAGAUUCUGUAAGGGCUAGGCGACCUUAUACUCAGCAUGCCAGAGCAAGAAUGCCAAAUGAAAGGGAGGAUAGUGUGUUUUCUCUUCGUGAGACUGUUACAAGGACCCGCCAACCAGAAUGGUCUCAUUUUUCCUUGGAUGAAGCACCCCCACGGAGAUCGAUGAGGCCUUUCUCUAUGGAAUUACCUCAUGAGAUAUACUCUUCUAGUCGGCAAGGCUCAAGUAAUCAGACAGCAAGGAGCAGAUCAAGUUAUCGACCUGAGGAAAGUCCUCCACAAAUGUUUCAUGAUCUGCUAGUGGAGAGAGAUAGCUACAGGCGUAUAAACAUGGAAGGGAUCACUGAGGUGUUGCUAGCAUUGGACAGGAUUGGACAGGAUGAUGAAUUGUCAUAUGAGCAAUUGCUGGUGCUGGAAACUAACCUGUUUCUUAGCGGCCUUGGCCUGCAUGACCAGCACAGAGAUAUGAGGAUGGAUAUUGACAACAUGUCUUAUGAGGAACUAUUAGCAUUAGAGGAGCGAAUUGGCUCUGUCAGCACUGCCCUAUCUGAUGAGCAGCUUGUGAAGUGUCUCAAUCGAACUGUGUAUAAGUUACCAAAUUCAGAUCUUGAAGUGAACAGAGCUGUACUAGAUGACAUCAAGUGCAGCAUAUGUCAGGAGGAAUACAUUGAGGGUGAAGAAGUUGGUAGGAUGCAUUGUGAGCAUCAGUACCAUGUGUCCUGCAUUAGUGAAUGGCUUAGACAGAAGAACUGGUGUCCAAUAUGCAAAACUUCAGCAAUACCUUCAGAGAUGGACAAGAGGGGCACAUGAUUACAUGAAUAUAGGUUGCUCAAGGCUUCAAGCUCGUAAAUAUUAUAAUUUUAUAUUGAAACAGUGUUAGACAUGCUAGAUUCUGACUCGAUUCACUCAAAUUUGUGAAUAUGAUAGAUUGUUUUCCUCUUGGAAACUCCUGUACAUUUUUUGUUUCAAUACCUGGUCCUCUUUAAGUUUCAUGUUACCUGCCAUCAGAUAAAAGAGAUCAGAGGACCCUUGUGAAAAGUAA
Molecule: messenger RNA, 2238 nt
Organism: Oryza brachyantha (malo sina)
Lineage: Eukaryota; Viridiplantae; Streptophyta; Magnoliopsida; Poales; Poaceae
Exons: 6
Coding region: 261-2006 (581 amino acids)
Molecular function (GO): ubiquitin protein ligase activity
Source: RefSeq, a predicted model, not a curated record